This is a messenger RNA of Eimeria acervulina, 919 nucleotides long. RefSeq lists its product as hypothetical. The transcript has 4 exons. The annotation marks the transcript as partial. The record is from RefSeq and is a predicted model, not a curated record. Gene Ontology annotation, cellular component: dynein complex. Gene Ontology annotation, biological process: microtubule-based movement. Gene Ontology annotation, molecular function: dynein light intermediate chain binding; minus-end-directed microtubule motor activity; dynein intermediate chain binding. NCBI's taxonomy places the organism in Eukaryota, Apicomplexa, Conoidasida, Eucoccidiorida, Eimeriidae.
ACCCUGUCUUCAAGAAGGGUUUAGCGAGCUAAAGCUGCACCCUUUUGCAGAGGAAGGAGACACGGAGACAGUUCGUUGCUGGAGAGCCCUCAAGCUGUCUCUCCUCCUCCUCCAUGCUGUUUCUCAGGAGCGCUGUUCAUACGGUUCAUUAGGGUGGACUGAGGCAUAUUGUUUUACUCGGGGGGAUUUGGGGGCUUCUUUAUGUCUGUUGAGGUGCCUAUACACCUCAACUGCUGCUUCAGCUGCUGCUGCUGCUGCUGCUGCUGCUCCUCUUCGUCGUCUAAUCACUGAUAUAUCGCACGGCGGCCGCCUCACCUCUCAUUGGGAUGAACGAUGUCUACGGUGUCUCGCUAACUUAUUUAUUCAAGAAGAGCUGGUUCUAGAUCCAAAUGCGUUUGCAAAUAAAGGUUUAGGCCCGAUUGGCGUGGAAGCGGAUUUAGAUGCUGCUUUUGCUGCUCUUCAAUCUCAAGCUGCUGUGUCUCCUGAGUUAUUAGGGUUGUCUCCUUCUGCUGCUGUGCUGCUGGAGAGAGACAGAGGGAGAGAGUUGCUGCAGCUGCUGCAAGGGUUGCAGCCUCUGGAAGCAGCAGCAGCAGGAGGCUCUGCUGCUGAGCACCUGCUGCUCCCGCAAGUUGAGGAGAUGCAGCAGCGAGUUAGCAGCUGUCUCCUAAUGCUGCAGCAGCCGCAGCAAGUGGAUGUCUCUAAAGCUGUCGCUGAAGCAAAAGAAGCAGCAGCAGCAGCAGCAGCAGCAGCACCAGCACCAACAGCAGCAGCAGCAGCAGCUCCAACAGCAGAUACAGACGCAGAACACGAUAUGCUCAACAGCAGCACCAGCACCAACAGCAGCAGCAGCAGCAGCUCCAACAGCAGAUACAGACGCAGAACACGAUAUGCUCAAACAGCCACAAGAUGCACUCGGUAA